Molecule: messenger RNA, 336 nt
Organism: Trypanosoma conorhini
Lineage: Eukaryota; Euglenozoa; Kinetoplastea; Trypanosomatida; Trypanosomatidae
Exons: 1
Coding region: 1-336 (111 amino acids)
Source: RefSeq, a predicted model, not a curated record
AUGCAUAAAGAUGUAUAUGGGCUGACGAGCAGAAGCGUCAAAAGAAAAAAAAAUUAUAUAUUUCCUACACGAUCACGCGGAAUGAGGCGUAUUUCCUGCCCGUACUUCAUAAAGACAUUCCCCGCCGUCUGUGCGGGGUUGAUGCCGGUGCCGUCCUUCGUCGUGGCUGCCAUGGAGUCUACCGAGGCGAUGCCAAACUCCUCUGCGGCGAAGCGCAGCACGGCGGUGAGGGGCGCCUCCUCCGCAAUGCUGAUGACGCGGAACGGCUGGCUUCGCUCAGAGGUGAGAAUAACGCGAAAGGUCACCGUCCCCCCGCUUGCGGCUGGGGCGGCCUGA